This is a messenger RNA of Brassica oleracea var. oleracea, 399 nucleotides long. RefSeq lists its product as uncharacterized. The transcript has a single exon. NCBI's taxonomy places the organism in Eukaryota, Viridiplantae, Streptophyta, Magnoliopsida, Brassicales, Brassicaceae. The record is from RefSeq and is a predicted model, not a curated record. The coding region runs from base 1 to 399 and encodes 132 amino acids.
AUGGCCCAAGUUUCUCUAGAAGUAUGGUGGAACGGGCUCCACGCCUUAUUCCCCACCACCAAGGGAGAAUUGUCAACAGAUCAAACCAAGGAAGGAGACACAGAGAUGGACGACGACGACGACCAAGUAUUUGAGAGGUUUUCCGAUUUCAUGAAGGAUGGUGGUUGCAAAGAUUCUUUUAAGUCUUUAGUAGACUGUCUUGAGCCUAAUCCAAGAAUGGCUAAGUGUAAGGAACACCUUCCCGUUCUGAAAAAGUGUAUGGAUGCUCGCAUUAAUUACUAUGAGCCGAUUCUCGCUCUUGCGAAAGCUACAGAGGAAAAGACCUUUGCCUUCGCCAAAGAGGAAAUACGAAAGAUGGACCUGGCUGCCAUGAACCGAGCUCAAGCUGGGGGUGACUGA